This is a messenger RNA of Perognathus longimembris pacificus (Pacific pocket mouse), 761 nucleotides long. It is a transcript of the gene Tnfsf9, whose product is annotated as TNF superfamily member 9. Gene Ontology annotation, biological process: immune response; positive regulation of cytotoxic T cell differentiation; positive regulation of activated T cell proliferation. Gene Ontology annotation, molecular function: tumor necrosis factor receptor binding. The record is from RefSeq and is a predicted model, not a curated record. The transcript has 3 exons. Gene Ontology annotation, cellular component: plasma membrane. Bases 1 to 759 code for a protein of 252 amino acids. Lineage: Eukaryota; Metazoa; Chordata; Mammalia; Rodentia; Heteromyidae.
AUGGACCGGCGCCCCGACACCCCUGAGGCCCCCGCGGCCCCCGCGGACCCCGAGGCGCCCAGGCCGCCGCCCGCGCGCGGUCCCCGCUGUCUCCGCUGGGCCCUGUGCGCCGCCUUGGCCGCGGGGCUACUACUGCUGCCGCUGUGCUGGGUCGGGCUGCUGGUCCGCGGCUGCGCGGCGCCCCCGACGCCGCCCCCCGAUGGCCUGCAGCCCUUCGGCGCCCAGGCUGGGUCCCCGGGAGCACCCGGUCAGGGUCAGGCAACAUUUGCCAAACUGCUGUCUAAAAAUGAGUCCCUGGCCAAUGGAACCCUGAGCUGGCGCAGCGAGGAGGGGCUGAGAGGCGUCUUCCGGUCCCCAGGCCUGCGCUACAAUGAGUCCAGUCAGGAGCUGGUGGUGGCGGAGGCCGGGCUCUACUUCCUGUUCUUGCGAAUGCAGCUGCGGCAGGUGCUGAGGGUGGACCCGCCGCCGCAGGGCCGGGUGUCGCUGACCCUUCAGCUGGAGCCGCCGCCAGCAGAGGAUGUCGACCUGACCCUGACCGUCAUGGUGCCUGCAGUGAGCUCCAAGGAUUCCGGUUCAAAUUCGGCCAAAGGCUUCUGGGGUCACUUGGUGCACCUCCAGGGCGGCCAGCGCCUCAGCGUCCGCCUGAGCGCUCACCUGUACGGAGGGGCCGGGGCACACCGGGCAUGGCAUCUGGCUCCCCACCCCGUCUUCAGCCUCUUCCGGGUGACCAGAGAUGUCCCAGGAGAGCUCUUCAUGUGACU